GGGAUGUCGGGGAGAAUUUUGCGAUUUUAGAAGAGAUUUGGGGAAAAUUUGUGCAUUUUGAGGGGGAAUUUUGCAUUUUUUGUGAAAGAUUUCGUUGAUUUGAGAGAGAUCUCGAAAUUCCGGCCCCAGUUCCCACAUUUUCCUGCAGAUUUCCUCCCAAAUUCCCACUUUUUUCCCUCAUUCCAACCCCAAAAUUCCACUUAUUUGUUGGUCAUUCCCACACCAAAAAGGCCCCCUGGAAUUCCUGAGAAUCCUAGCAGAAAAAAUUCCAAAAGAAUCCCCCCAAAAACUCUCAAAAAUCCCAGAGUGAGACGAGCAGAAAGGAGAGACCCCAAAACAGAUUUCUGGGAUAAAUCGUGAUUUUUUUUAUUUAUUUACUUUUCGGGAAGACUUUUGGGGCGGAAUUUUUGGGAUUAACGGAAAAGGAGGAGUGGGGGAAAAAAGGUGGGAUUUGGGAAAACGGGAGGGAUUUUAUGGAAGAAAAAGGCAGGAUUUGGGGAAAAAAAAGGCGGAUUUGGGAAACAAAAGAGGUGGAUCCGAAAUCCUGCUGGAUCUGAGAUUCCGCCGGAAAAGAAACAAAAUUUAAAAAAUUAAAAUAAAUUCGACUGAUAAAAAAAAUUGAAAUAAAUUAAAGGAAAUGAAUUGGAAAUGAAUCAAAGGAAUUCAAAAUGGCGGUGACGCCCCCGCCGCCAUCUUGCGGCGCGGCGGUGCCGUAACAGAAGAUGGCGUCACCCAGCGAGCCACCCCCGCUGCCGUUCCUCGCCGCAUUUCAAACCGAACCGGGGCCAAACCGAACGCGACGGUUCAGCAGCACCGAUUUCACUCCCGGGACUGAUUUGAGCUCCCCAAACCGGGCGAGAGGCAGGGAAACGGAGGGCAGAGGGAGCCGCCAUGUUGUACGGCAGGAGGAAGAUGGCGGCUCUUCCUUUUCCGGAUUUUUUACCUCAAAUCGGGGCCAAAUCGGGCGAGACGGAUCCGCCAUCACCGUUUAACUCCCGACACCGAUUUAAACCCAAGGGGAAGCGGGAGAACGGCAGAAAUUCCGGGUUUUAAAAAGCAGGGGCGCCGCCAUGUUGUACGGCAGGUGGAGGCGCGGGGAACUUCCGGUUCCGGUGGGGGAGCGGCCCCGCGGCGGCGGCGGAGCGGGGGCUCCCCCUGUCCCAGUCUCCCAAAACUCGUUAAAAAUUCCCAAAAAAAUUCCCAAAACAAUGGAUUGAGCCCCUCCCCCCCCUUGGAUGGCCCCCUGGAAUUUUGGGGGAUCCCAAAAUGGGGGAUUCGGAAAAUCCCGGGAAUCCCCCCGAGGAGGAGGAGGAGGAGGAGGAGGAGGAGGAGGAGGAGGAAGAGCUGGACCCCCGGAUCCAGGAGGAGCUGGAACACCUGAACGAGGCCAACGCUGAAAUCAACCGCGGGGAGCUGGAGCUGGAUGCGCAGCAGGAGACGCAGCGGGCGGCGCUGCGCUACGAGCGGGCGGUGGGCAUGCACAACGCCGCGCGCGAGAUGGUCUUCGUGGCCGAGCAGGGGAUGGGCACCGGCAAGAACCGCCUGGACCCCACCUGGCAGGAGAUGCUCAACCACGCCACCAGGAAGGUGAACGAGGCGGAGCAGGAGCGGCUGCGGAGCGAGCGGGAGCACCGGCGCGCCACGCGGCUCUGCCAGGAGGCCGAGGCCGAGGUGCAGCGGCUGCAGAAAUCCCUGCGGCGCGACAUCGCCCGCAGCCGGCCCUACUUCGAGCUGAAGGCCCAGUUCAACCUGCGCCUCGAGGAGGACAAAUCCCGGGUGAAUUCCCUGGAAUGCGCCGUCUCCCAGGCCAAGCUGCGCUACGCCGUGGCCCUGCGGAACCUGGAGCAGAUCAGCGAGGAGAUCCACGCCCGGAGACUCCAGAGGAUCCUCCGGAAAAAAAAACUCCGGGAGAGCCCCCUGGGAGCCGAGGGCGGCCCCCGGAGCGCCGAGAUCCACGGCAUUCCCGGGAAAAGCCCCGGGAUUCCCGGCGACAUCCCCAAAAGUCCCGUGGAGAUCCCCCGGAUUCCCGGCGAAACCCCCGGAAUUCCCGCAGAAAUCCUGGCCGGAACGGGCGGAAUUCCUGAGGAAAAUCUUCCCAGGGAGGCCUCAUCUGGAAUGGGAAGAAUCCCUGGAAUUCCGUGCGAAAAUCUUGGAAUUCCGACAGGAAUUCCCAGGGAAAAUUCCAGCGAAACCCCAGCCAGAACGAGCAGAAUUCCCGGAAUUCCGAGUGAAAUUCCCGGAAUUCCUGACGAAACCCCGGCCAGGACGAGCAGAAUUCCCGGAAUUCGGGGGGAAAUUCCCGGAAUUCCUGACGAAACCCCGGCCAGGACGAGCAGAAUUCCGGGAAUUCUGGGGGAAAACCUCCGAAUUUUGGGUGAAAUUCCCGGAAUUCCCGACGGAAUCCUGGCCGGAACGUGCGGAAUUCCCGGGGAAAUUCCCGGAAUUCCGCGGGAAGCGUCGCCAUCCGGGGAUUCGCUGUCGCUGCUGAGCCUGCAGAGCAUCGCCUCCGACCUGCAGAAAUUCGACUCCGUGGAGCACCUGGCGGGAAUUCCGGGAAUUUCGGGAAUUCCGGACGCGCUGAGCCUGCACAGCGAGGAGCUGGGCGAGGGCCGGGAGCGGCGCCGGAAUUUCCGGCACCACCGGAGCGUCAGCCUCUGAGAGCCGGGAGCAAAUCCGGGAAUUCCCCAAGAAUCCCAAGGGAGUUCACCAAAAACCCCGGGGAAUCCAAAAAAAUCCCAGGAAAUCCCCAAAAAUUCCAAGGAAAUCCCGGGAAAUCUGGAAAAAUCCCAGCAAAUCCCAAAGAAAUCCCACAAAAUCCUGGGAAAUCCUAAGGAAAUCCCACCAAAUUCUGGAAAGUCUCGUGAAAAUCCCACAGAAUUCCAAGGAAAUCAAAAAAAAUCCCAUGGAAAUCCCACACAA
Molecule: messenger RNA, 2919 nt
Organism: Lonchura striata (white-rumped munia)
Lineage: Eukaryota; Metazoa; Chordata; Aves; Passeriformes; Estrildidae
Source: RefSeq, a predicted model, not a curated record